GAGCCGGUUCAUAGAGCCGACUCGUUGUCGAACGACACAUCACUAGCUUGUUGCGAAGUUGCUGACGCUAACGAGAGCGAUAUAGUGAAAAAUAGGAGCUGCUUAAUAGCGUAUUGUGUUACUGUAGUUAUAUUGAACGACUGUAGAGUAAUAUUUAAUACUUGUAGAAUAGUCUGCUCGUCGCCAAGACGUUGUGGGUAUACAGGAAGUGAUGCUGUAACGUCGAUUAGGAGCAUCAAUGCUUCAAGACGAGGCUGCAAGGCUGAAAUCCAGCUAGCUAGCUAUUAGUUAGCUAGCUUGCUACGCUAAAGUCACCGCUUAGUGCCAAUGAAGCUGAAGUAAUAGCUUGGACAGUCCUCGUGCAUGUGACUCAGCUAAUAGCAGGCUGCUAAUCGGGGAGGACUGAAAGGGUUCGUUGACAUGUCGUCUCCAUCACCGGUGCAAAUAAGGGAGGCAAACGCGCAUCUGGCUGCUCUGCACAGGAGAGUCGCAGAUCUGGAGCAGAAACUCGAGGCAGCCGAGAACACGCUGAGGGAGCAGGCAGAGAGUCUGAUCCGAAAGGACGAACAACUCAGGGCAGCAACACAGGAAAUAACCGAGAACAAGGACAGGGAGAUUUCCUACCUCCAUGAGAAGCUUUGUCAGUCAGAAGAAUCCAUUCAGAAACUCCAGCACAUGGUGAAGGAGAAGGAUUCCCUGAUUGGGCAAUUGCAGCACCGCUGCCAGCUGUUGGACAACAUCUGCAAAAGCCGUCCUCUGUUAGACAGCAUGUUGGCCCAGAUGGCUGAGGUGGAGAGAAUGGGGCCUGUUAUUGACUUGGUAAAUAUCACAGCAGACACUUCACUCACGGAUGGAGAGUCCAACUGCAGCCCCUGUGGCCUCUCCAAUCACAAAGACUUUUCCCUCAGCGAGGAUGACAUGGACGAUCCAGAGCUAGAGGGUGUAAUGUUUGGAACGACAGUAUGAAAAUAACUGUGGAAUGAUCAUGUUUCCAUAUUUUCUGUCUUUGGUAGAGCAGAUGUGGAACUUUGAGAAGCAUGGGCCAGCUUUUGAUUGAUUGAUUCUUUUCAUUCAAAUGUGUAUCCAGUCCAGUUUAUUUCUUGUUUUUAACACUACCAUGGGUAUGACUCAGCAAGAUGCUCCCAUGACAUUAUCUCAGUAAAGAUGGUUUAACUAUCAUGGCCUAAGACCAUAAUUCAAGAAGUUUUAACCCCAUAUCUAAAUUAUUUAGGAACCGUCGUUCAGCAAAAUAAGAACAUGAGAAGCCUCAACCAUAUUGUACAUGACCUACAUCCCUUGGUGUCUCAUCAGAUUUGAUUCUGUGCCACAAACAUUUUUAUACAAAUGCAAAUGUUACUGAGUAAACACAAACAUUACUCAUAUGUUGAGAUGGGUCAAGUCAAACCGAAGUUGAUGUCCGGUUUGGUUGCCAAUAUUCUUCACACAACUUGUAAAUGCUUUAUUCUUAAUUGAGUUGCAAUUCCUUUGUAGCAUUAAUUUUAGGUCACAAAAAUCCAUUUUAUUUCAAGUUACAUGUUGAAUUUAAUCUGAACACAUGCAAGUUUUAACAUUAUUUGAGGGGGGGGGGAAUGGUUCGUUUCCUGAUCAACUUGUUUGAUGGUUUGUUUCAUUCGUCCCUCAAAAUGAUUUAUGCGAGUGGGUAACCAUUGCACAGAUUCUAGCUAUCAACUGUCCAAUUUGGAACAUUACAGCUAGAAAAAAAAAACCUGUUAAAUAUCUUACUGUUUUAUGCAAAGGUGAAGUGUGCUACUGCAUCAUGGCACAGUGCUUGUGUUAUCAGGGCAUGUGUGUUACAUUUUAUUUUCUACAGAGUUAAUUGGUGCCUCAAAUGUGAUCACUUGGUCUAUGGAAUUAUUUAUUCUACAUUAAUAAACUAUUUUGCUAUUCUA
This is a messenger RNA of Ictalurus punctatus (channel catfish), 1910 nucleotides long. RefSeq names its product vimentin type intermediate filament associated coiled-coil protein (gene vmac). Bases 421 to 966 code for a protein of 181 amino acids. NCBI's taxonomy places the organism in Eukaryota, Metazoa, Chordata, Actinopteri, Siluriformes, Ictaluridae. The record is from RefSeq and is a predicted model, not a curated record. The transcript is spliced from 3 exons.